AUGCCAGACCAUCACGAGCACAAGAAGAAGGUCAACUUGACCGAUGCCUCCGGCGCUGAGGUUAAGCAGGAAAAUGACACUGCUACCGCCAUCCUCAAGAAGAAGAAGAAGCCCAAUCAGUUGAUGGUAACCGAUGCCACCAACGACGAUAACUCCAUCAUCGCCCUUUCCGAGGCUACCAUGGAGAACCUACAGCUCUUCCGUGGCGAUACUGUCCUUGUGCGCGGAAAGAAGAGGAAGGACACUGUCCUCAUCGUCCUUGCCGACGAAGAUCUCGAUGACGGCAGUGCCCGCAUCAACCGAGUUGUCCGACACAACCUCCGAGUCAAGCAUGGCGACAUGAUUACUAUUCAGCCUUGCCCAGAUAUUAAAUACGCCAAGAGAAUCGCAGUCCUCCCCAUCGCGGAUACCGUAGAAGGCAUCACUGGCUCUCUCUUCGAUGUUUUCCUUGCCCCUUACUUCCGAGAGGCCUACAGGCCCGUUCGCCAAGGCGAUCUUUUCAUUGUUCGAGGUGGUAUGAGGCAGGUUGAGUUCAAGGUUGUAGAGGUGGAUCCUCCGGAGUACGGUAUCGUCGCUCAAGAUACUAUCAUUCACUGCGAGGGCGAGCCCAUACAACGAGAGGAUGAAGAGAACAACCUUAAUGAGGUCGGCUACGAUGAUAUCGGAGGAUGCAGGAAACAGAUGGCUCAAAUCCGUGAGAUGGUUGAACUGCCCCUCCGGCAUCCUCAGCUGUUCAAGUCGAUCGGUAUCAAGCCUCCUCGAGGUGUCCUGCUUUACGGACCUCCCGGUACCGGUAAAACGCUCAUGGCCCGCGCCGUUGCCAACGAGACAGGCGCCUUCUUCUUCCUUAUCAACGGUCCCGAGAUCAUGAGUAAGAUGGCGGGUGAGUCAGAGUCCAACCUCCGAAAGGCUUUCGAAGAGGCCGAGAAGAACUCGCCAGCCAUCAUCUUCAUCGACGAGAUCGACUCGAUUGCCCCCAAGCGUGACAAGACCAACGGAGAGGUCGAGCGCCGUGUUGUGUCUCAGCUCCUCACCCUCAUGGAUGGCAUGAAGGCCCGCUCCAACGUUGUCGUCAUGGCUGCGACCAACCGCCCCAACUCGAUCGACCCUGCCCUCCGUCGAUUCGGCCGCUUCGAUCGCGAGGUCGAUAUUGGUGUUCCCGACCCGACCGGCCGCCUCGAGAUCCUUCAGAUCCACACCAAGAACAUGAAGCUCGGUGACGACGUCGAUCUGGAGCAGAUUGCUGCCGAGACUCACGGUUAUGUCGGCUCUGAUAUUGCCGCGCUUUGUUCCGAGGCUGCCAUGCAGCAGAUUCGUGAGAAGAUGGAUCUCAUUGAUCUCGAUGAGGAUACCAUUGAUGCCGAGGUUCUCGACUCUCUCGGUGUUACCAUGGAGAACUUCCGAUAUGCUCUUGGCGUCUCCAACCCCUCGGCCCUUCGCGAGGUUGCCGUCGUCGAGGUUCCCAACGUUCGCUGGGAAGACAUCGGUGGUCUCACCAACGUCAAGCAGGAGCUCAUGGAGAGUGUUCAGUACCCCGUCGACCAUCCCGAGAAGUUCCUCAAGUUUGGCAUGUCUCCUUCCCGAGGUGUGCUCUUCUACGGUCCUCCUGGUACUGGUAAGACGAUGUUGGCCAAGGCUGUCGCCAACGAGUGUGCUGCCAACUUCAUCUCCGUCAAGGGUCCUGAGCUUCUGAGCAUGUGGUUCGGUGAGUCGGAGAGCAACAUUCGUGACAUCUUUGACAAGGCUCGUGCUGCCGCGCCCUGCAUUGUCUUCCUCGACGAGUUGGACUCGAUCGCCAAGGCUCGUGGUGGAAGCGUUGGCGAUGCCGGUGGUGCCUCUGACCGUGUGGUCAACCAGCUUCUUACUGAAAUGGACGGAAUGACUUCCAAGAAGAAUGUCUUUGUUAUUGGUGCGACCAAUAGGCCCGAGCAGCUCGACCCUGCCCUCUGCCGUCCCGGUCGUCUCGACUCUCUCAUCUACGUUCCUCUCCCUGAUGAGGAGGGCCGCCGAAGCAUUCUUGCGGCUCAGCUCCGCAAGACUCCUGUCGCCUCGGAUGUUGACCUCGACUUCAUUGCUUCUAAGACGCAUGGAUUCUCCGGUGCCGAUCUGGGUUUCAUCACGCAGCGAGCCGUCAAGCUUGCCAUCAAGGAGUCUAUCGCAGCCGAUAUUAAGCGAAGCAAGGAGCUUGAGGAGGCGGGUAUGGAGGUUGACGAGGAGGAGGAGGCUGAGGACCUCGUGCCCGAACUCACCCGUCGCCACUUCGAGGAGGCUAUGCAGAUGGCCCGCAGGUCCGUCAGUGACGUUGAGAUUCGCCGAUACGAAGCGUUCGCGCAGCAGAUGAAGAACGCCGGCCCCGGAGCUUAUUUCAAGUUCCCCGAGGGUGGUGUUGAUGGCGGUGCGGGCGCCGGUGCUGGUGGCAGCGGCAACGACUUUGGCGACGCUGGAAACGACGACGAUCUCUACGAGUAA
Messenger RNA from Scedosporium apiospermum, 2469 nucleotides. RefSeq names its product Cell division control protein 48. Gene Ontology annotation, biological process: retrograde protein transport, ER to cytosol; autophagosome maturation; mitotic spindle disassembly. Gene Ontology annotation, molecular function: ATP binding; polyubiquitin modification-dependent protein binding; ATP hydrolysis activity. The record is from RefSeq and is a predicted model, not a curated record. Lineage: Eukaryota; Fungi; Ascomycota; Sordariomycetes; Microascales; Microascaceae. The transcript is spliced from 6 exons. Gene Ontology annotation, cellular component: nucleus; cytosol; VCP-NPL4-UFD1 AAA ATPase complex. Bases 1 to 2469 code for a protein of 822 amino acids.